Aspergillus affinis is the source of this 1986-nucleotide messenger RNA. RefSeq lists its product as uncharacterized. The transcript is spliced from 2 exons. NCBI's taxonomy places the organism in Eukaryota, Fungi, Ascomycota, Eurotiomycetes, Eurotiales, Aspergillaceae. The record is from RefSeq and is a predicted model, not a curated record. The coding region runs from base 1 to 1986 and encodes 661 amino acids.
AUGGCUGUCACCAUGGCCGAUGACGAACUCUUCACACGGGCCAUUUCUGGGUAUCGGGACGCUUUUUUGGUUCAGCACUCCCACCUUCCGGAAUCAGAGCGAAACCAACUUUGGGGCCAACGGUUAAGUCAGUUCAUACCGGCAACGGCAUCCUCUUCCCUCAACAGCUACCGUCCGGUCUCCGGCUCUGGCAUCCUUGAAAAUGGCGGUUCUACAACACUCGAGAAAUCUGGGAAACGGGCUCGACAGGAUACUCCCCGGACUCUACCUGGUUCUGGUCUUCCUCCGACGAAACGACGAGUCACCACUCCGGAUCCCCCGGUGACCGUUGAUCUGACGCGCGAGCUGUCUCACGCGUCCUCUCCGGCAGCUCCCCAGACGUCUCAGCACCUCUCUAGAUCGAAUUCUCGCAAGGACGGCUCCUCCGGUUUCUCGGGUCCUGGGUCCUCCCGACACACAACCAUGGUCCGUUCACAGAGCCAGCAGACUCCGGUGUCUCACCGGCCGUCGCUGGCCUCCAGCAUGACGGGACAGCGACACUCCUAUGGACCUUCGCGCGCCCAACGCCGCCUUGACCACGUUAGCGAGUAUUCCCCAUCCGAAUACGCCAAGCAGUAUUUGGACGACCACCAGGCUCAACAACGGGGUGCUUCGGCACUCUCCAUGGCACUCUCUGCGGACUCGGCAUCGAAUGGACUCGAUCAACAAUCCUCCCGCCAAUCUCCCAAUCAGCAAUACCAGGGACCUUCCGCGCUGACCUCCGGCCUAAUGGGGAUGGGGCAUCCUUCGUUAGCCGACCAGACUGCCACGGGCGCAGUUGACAUGAGUAGGAGCACCACUACCGAUUCGAUAUGUGGUGGCAUCGGCAUGAUGCGAUUUGAUUCUUCGGGGCCAAAUCUCGACUCCAAUUUCUCUUUCCCCUACCCUUCGUCUGAUUUUGUUUCGUCCACCUCCCCUAUGAACGUCCCCUUCUCCACCUUUACAUCCAUGCAACGGGAUCUUGAUCCUGUCACUUUCCCCUUCGCUGAAUCUUCUGCUCCUCCCGCAUUCUCCUGCUCCGCCCCCUCUGCCACGACUUUCCCCCAACAACCCAUCUCUGCCCUGCCGCUCUCUCCCGCCGUGGAGAUGAAGCAUUCCAUAUCCACCGAGAGCAAUAGUUCUUCCUUCUCUCAGCCGUCUAGAGCGGCUCGAAGGACCCAAGAACAAAUUGUGCAGGGCGCUCGACCCAUCGCCCCCAAGGUGGAGUUCAACGGUUCUCAGCCUAAAGUGGCUGAGCAGCACAAGAUGAUCCGCAUUUCAUCCUCCGACGGGACAGCCAAGGAGGUGGCAGCCAUUCCCAAGGCAUCGAUUCAGCGGCCCCCGCGUCCCAAGACAUAUUGUUCGAUGUGUAACGAUCAGCCCGACGGCUUCCACGGGGAGCACGAGCUGCGUCGGCACAUCGAACGGGUGCACGCCGUGAUUCGCAAGGUUUGGGUUUGCGUUGACAUCUCCCCUGGCAAGACGUUCCUGGCCAACUGCAAAGCAUGCCGGAAUGGAAAGCGAUACGGCGCCAAUUACAACGCCGCCGCUCACUUGCGUCGGACUCAUUUCAAUCCUUGCCAGCGAGGCCGGGGUGGACGUGGGAAGGACAGUGAGAAGCGCGGCGGGAAGGGUGGUGGAAACCACCCGCCCAUGGAAGUCCUGAAGCACUGGAUGGUGCAGAAGGAGGAGAUUGUCCUCGAAAAUGCCCAGAACUUUAUUGACCAAGAUGCGAUCGGGGAUGACCUGGCGGCAGCCCCGUCGUCGGUGCCCGCCGAGGAUGCGACGUUCCAGGGGUUGUCGUCAGCGCCGGCCGACGAUUUGCCCCAGCAUGGGUUGGAAACAACCAUGAUGACUGGGUACAAUGCCUUUUCUGCUUUUCCCACGAUGGGCAUGGAUACAUCUCUUGAUACUUCCUGUUAUCUGGAUGCUCAGCCUUUGGCUCCUGAGAUUGAUUCGUAUGUGUGA